Bombyx mori (domestic silkworm) is the source of this 9957-nucleotide messenger RNA. RefSeq names its product ataxin-2-like protein. The transcript has 20 exons. The record is from RefSeq and is a predicted model, not a curated record. Gene Ontology annotation, biological process: cytoplasmic stress granule assembly. Gene Ontology annotation, molecular function: mRNA binding. Lineage: Eukaryota; Metazoa; Arthropoda; Insecta; Lepidoptera; Bombycidae. The coding region runs from base 546 to 3149 and encodes 867 amino acids. Gene Ontology annotation, cellular component: cytoplasmic stress granule.
GUCCGCCAUAUUGAAAGUUCUAAAGUAGGAAGUCGGUCAAACGUUGACCUUAUUUAUUAUUCCUAUGGAACGUCUCAGUUACGGUUUCAUUUAACACUUUAAAAAAUAAGUAACGAUAUUUAUUUAUUUAUUUAUCGUAAUUAAAAGUGAAAUAAAAGCGUAUUUGCAAAUUUGCAAUUCGCUGAUUGAAUACGUCACAACGCCAUGUUGUAUUCCUGCGCUGAUUGCAGGCACGAGAAAUCUGCCAACCCGUGUAUUUUUGGGAAUUAAAUCCUUAUACUUAGUCGGAUUGCGAUUUUAUACCAAAAUAUAUUUUAAAUUACAUUUAUUGGCAUAUUUUACACAAUUAGUGAAAUUAAUACAUGCCAAUUGUCGCAUUUUAAGUGCUAACUCCUAAUACCAAAUUGCAUUUAAGUCAAUUUAAGUGCAUCCGCGAAAGUUGAAACAAUUGUGUUGUACAAGAAAGAAGUGAUAAGCGGCCAAAUUCCGGCUCCACGUGCAGCCGGAACCCUGGAUUCUCUCUAUUCGUGUCCUCUAGAGGGGACAUGAAUAAUAAACGGAAGAGUCGCCAAGGACCACCGAGGUCACCACGUGGUCGCGUGGUGGCCGAGGGAGUUUACAACAACGCGCAUUUCAUGCACGCUGCCACAUCACUCGUUGGCGACACCGUUCAAGUUUUAACGCAAUCAGGAUGCCUCUGGGAGGGAGUUUUCAAAACGUUCAGUGCUCAAUUUGAGGUGGUAUUAGAAGUGGCUCACCGCGUCGACCAAGAAGGAGUCGUAGCUGUGGACUCCGUUGUGAAGAAACUGAUCUUCAAGCCCCAGGAUGUUGUAUACAUCAGGGCCAAGGACUCUGACCUUGAAUAUGCGACACACGACGUUUUCCAAACAGACACAGCUAUAUCUAGCAAAUUUAAUGGCAACGGUCGUUCCCUGGAGGAGCGCCACCUAGAGCCGUGGGACGGCUGCGACGGCGACUCCGCCGAAGCGCCCUCGGUCAACGGCGACGUGCGCCUCGACGACCUCGAGCAGCUCGACCACUGCGCCAACGGCUGGGACGCCAACGACAUGUUCCGCAAGAACGAGGAGGUGUACGGCGUCCACAGCACGUACGACCACUCGCUCACCGGAUACACGGUCCAGCUACAGAGGAAGGACACGCAAGACUACCGCGAAGCGGAGGCUAAGGCGGAAGAGAUCGCUGCAGAAAUUGAAAGCGCGGCUUCGUAUAAAGCGCGCAUCGAACUGGAGAACGGCGACGAAGAGGAGAGGUUCGCGGCCGUGCUGCGGCCCCAGGACAGCAGCAGUUCUACCGGGAAAUACGUUAUACCGAACAAGAGAAAAAAUAUGCAGGUGAGUAUGGGCGGCAAGCUGGUGAAGCCAUCGGGCCCCAACAACAACAACAGCAACAACAACGGAGGCGGCAGCAGCGGGACCGCGGCGGCGCCCGGGCCCUCGCCCCGCGCGCCGCCCCCCUCCCCGCCCAAGGACAAGGAGCAGCGGCCGCGCAACCACGUGACGCCGCCGCGGCACGACGACGCGCCGCCGGCGCCCAGCCCCGCGGCGGCCGGCGGGAAGAGCUACGCGGCGCAGGCCGGCGGCUACCACGUGCCGCCCUUCGCGCCGCACCACCACCAGAAUAGUCCAAAUAACGGAAGCUCUGGCAGCGGUAAAGUGAACGGAGAACCCCGGGCGCCCCCGCAGCAUCCCAGGCAGAGCUUCCCACAGCAGCACCAUCAUCACAACGCGGCGGCGAGCACGGAGCCGCACCCGCGCCCGCCGCGCCACCAGCACGCGCCCGAGCCGCGCCGACAGGACGAAGUGCAGGAACUUCGUAAGUUUGGUCAAGAAUUCAAGUUGGUGUCUUCCCCCGCUCCCCCCGCGCAGCCCGCCCUCCCCGCCGCCCUCCCCACCGCCCUCUCGGCCGCCACGCAUCCGCAACAUAACCCACAACCUGCGGUUCAACAAGUACAACAGGUUCAGCAAGUUCAACAAGUUCAGCAAGUCCAACAACAAGUACAGCAAGUACAACAACAAGUGCAGCAAGUUGUUGUGCAGCAAGCGUCCCACCGCGCGUGCUCGCCGCCGGAGGUGUCCGCGAUGUCCGGCGCUCCUCCCGAACACCACAAGCGGCCUCCGCCCCACCAGACGCCUCCUGCACAUCAUAAUAAGUCUGUCUCUACACAACAACAAACGCAACAGCAGCAGACUGAGAGUGGCUCAGAGCGAGAGAGUCCGGCAGCUGUCUCCCCCGGAGUGGCUCUCACCCUCAAGAAGUCUACCCUCAACCCCAACGCGAAGGAAUUCAACCCUGCAGUUAAAACUUUCACGCCGAGGUCUCCAACCACGCCCACACCUAGCCGGCCACACACGCCGGGCACGCCGUCGGGCGUGGGGCUGUCCGGAGUGAGCGUGAUGGGCCCCGGGCUGGGCUACGUGCCCGCCGCACACCCCGGACCCCCGCACAUGGUUGCAGCCGUGCCCUACGCGAUGGUGGCCACCCAGCAGCCUCCCACAUACCUUCCGCACCCGCACCCAGCGAUGGAGCUGAGCUGCGAUUGCCGUCAGUACGGGCCGCCCAUAUUCGUGGUGCCGGACAAGCGCGACCGCCCCGACGCGCUGGCGUAUGGAGCGGCAAUGGGAGGCGGGGCCGGGGUGGCAGCCGGCGCCGGCCAGCACGCGCCCAUACCUACACAGCAGCAGAGGAACUUCAGAAAGAUGGGCGUCGGCUCCGGCAUGCAGGUCGCAGCGGCCACCGGCCAGCCCCUGCUGACCCCGGCGCCCAUGCAGCCCUUCAUGCCGUACCCGCACCCGCCGCCGCAUCCGCAGCCGGCCAUCUCCUACCAGCACAUGGUCCGGCUGUAUCCCGGCGGCGGAGAGGGCGCGGGCUACACGAGCGCGCCUCCCCCCGCCGCGGCCUCCCCCGCGCUGUACCCACCCCCCUCGCCCGCGCACACGCCGCACCCGCAUCCCCACCACCACUACCAGCAACAGUUUCCGGUGCUGUGCCCGGUGAUGGGUCCUGGCGGCAGUACGUCCCACCAUCACCACCACCACCACCCCCAUCUGACGUAUCUCAACCACGCGCCGCCCACCGCCUCGCCACCGCAGCCACACCCUCACGCUCUACAGUGGACUGAUAGGCGUUGAAGAUGACACCUAAGGAGUCGAUGUCGGUUACAGGGGGUGUUGCUGCCGCCCCACCCCGCCGGGUCGACGACCCCCGCCCUGCACCCCCCCUCGCACCCGUAACCCCGCCGCACCUCGGCCCUGCCCCUGCUGUACACCGCGCCCAGGGGUGACGUCACCGCCACCUACACCAUAGACUACAUGGAACGAUUCUUUGACGUCAUCAUACUGCGCUUCGCCAGAUCAGUGAAGUUGGUGAACGACAAGUGAACCGCCUCAGAACUACUAUACAAGUGUUCGGUCCAAUUUGGUACAGAUUCAAAUUCAGCUGUGAGUUUUUGAAAAGUGAGUUUCUUGAUGAUGUUACUUGGAGAAACACGCACAGACUUACCGUGAGCAUGAACAAAACGAAAAUGAAGAAAUGAACACUUCAGUGUUUUCGGACGAAUGAACAAAUUAUAGCAACAACACUGUGCUCGAAGGAUACAAAAAACUUGAUAGUUAAAUGAAGACAGUUCUGAAAAACGACUAUUAUUAGCCAUGACUGUGAAAAAAUGUGAUUAUGAUAAAAAAACAAAUCGUAAUCGAACGUUUUUGUACGUUUCCGAACAUUAGACUUUCAUUCCGCUGAUGAAUUAGAGACCUUUAAAAUUUUAAUAGAAAAAUAAUCGAAAAUAUUUCGGAUACUGAACACCAAUGAACGUCAGUGCAUUGUGUGAUCUUACUAAUACGAUUCUAUUGUGUUGGCAACACUAACGUAGUCGAGUGUUGUCAGAUGUGAAAAAAAAACUUAGUAUAAAGGCGGGGGCAAAGUGGGGUAUUAAUGUAAUUAUUGUAAAUGAGUAAUGUGUAUGAUUGUUUUUUUUUUAAAUCCUGUAUAAGCGUAGCAUCGGAUUUGGGAAUGUGAUGUGACUAUGUGUGUUGUUGUUAAGAAUUCCUAUGUAUUAUAUAAAUUACUAAAUUUUAAUUGCACUCGCAUUGAAAUUGUGUGAAUUGUUGAACGAAGAAACAAUUGAUGAAAAAUAUUUAUUGGAAAAGUUGCCUUAUAUUUAACGGGAAGUCGCGGAAGAUAGUUUUGUUGUGUUUAGAUAACGUUUGUCGCGAUAUAUUGAUGGGAUUCCUAGAUGCUUGAUGCGUUGCUGUCAAUGUGACAUGGACAUUGACAAUAAUUGAGAGUUUAUUUUUCAUGAUUUUCACAAUUUCUAGUGUACGUGUUAAUGUUUUUUUUUUUGUAACUCUUCAUCGCUGCUUCGUCGUUGCGAUUUUAGAGUUUUAUUUAUUUGAAAGAAAAAAAAAAGAAGUUUUUAAUAGUUGAUACACUCCGCGAUGAACGAUGCUAAUUUUGGGUCAAUUACGGUUAAAUAGUUUGAAUCGAAGUUUCAUGUAAUGCAUUUACUGUGUUGUAACGUCUCGUGGCGGGCAGCAGUGCUCGAGGAGGGUUGGGGGGGUGUUCGCUGCCUUGUGACGUCAUCGCGGGCAGUAACGCGACUUAUAUACGUCAACGAAUUUUUUUUUUUCUAUAUUGAUUACCGCGCUCUAAUUCUGCUUGGACGUGCUUAGAAGGAUAGAGAUAUUGUCGCGUGGACUAUAAAACUAUUCCUCGAUUCUGCUCGGUUGUGUAUGCAUAAUAUAUUUUGGUGCAAAGUGUAUGUAUAAUUUUAUUGGUAUGCGUCUCUUAUUGCUUCAUAGAGUGUUUGUUUAGAGCAGUGGGCAGAUGCCUUUGUCACGAAUGAAAUGCGCACUCAACGCAUAUUCUAACGUGCGUGCUGUGAGCAAUAUAAUAUAGUUAUUAAACGCCGCCAUUAUUUUUUUAUUUAUUGCUUAGAUAGGUGAACGAGCUCACAGCCCACCUGGUGUUAAGUGGUUACUGGAGCCCAUAGACAUCCACAACGCAAAUGCGCCACCCACCUUGAGAUAUAAGUUCUAAGGUCUCAGUAUAGUUACAACGGCUGCCACACCCUUCAAACCGAAACGCAUUACUGCUUCACGGCCGAAAUAGGCACGGUGGUGGUACAUGCCCGUGCGGACUCACAAGAAGUCUAACCACCAGUCAUAUUCAACAUUCAGUCUGUGCCUCUCCCAAAAUGCGCCCUGUUUAUUGGGCCGCGUUGUCUUUCGCAUUCACUCCCUCCCAACAGGUAUUUUAGAACUCUCCCGCCUCAAUCACUUUACGAUAGACAUUGCUGGUCAAUUGCCAUUUCGAUUAACCGGUUUUUUAUUUGUUGAUCCGGUACUAAGUUACUGACCCUGUUUCUUUGGCGUAUAUCAUUCCUGGUUCUAUCCAAACAGACUUGUGACAGCAAACGCGUUUCCAUAGCACGUUGGAGAGUCUACGGUCACAGACCCAAGUUUCACUCUUUUGUACGCUACGACAGUUUUAAAAAAAUAUCUCUCAUAUAUUUGUUGUUGUUACGUGUUUUUAUUGCUUGCAUCUUGAUUUCGUUCAUCCACGAAAGCUUGGCUACAUUCCGCAUUAGGUUAUCCUAUAAAAAAAUUUGUACUGUAAUAAUUAAUAUAUUAUGCAUACAUUAACGUUAAUUUGUCGAUUAAUUGGCAGGCGUUUAUUGCGACACUAGUCGGGCAAAUAUAUACAAUGUUUUUUUUUUGGACGAUUUAUAAAAUAGGGUCUGUAAAUUAUAACUACAUAUAUAUACUGUAUACAUAUAAAUUAAUAUAAUAGUAACGGGUUGCGGUGUGCAAGCGGAGGGCGGACCGCGUGUUCGAUUUCUGUCCGUGAUCAUCUUCACUAAUGUAAUAUAAUAUAAUAUAAUAGAUGCAAAUUAAAGUAAAUAAAAUAAAUCGUAUAAAUAUCUCUAUGAACGAAUUGAUAACAUUUAUAUUAUGUAUUCCAAACUAUAUUAAAAAAGGUAGCGAUGUUAAAGGUUUUAUAUUAUAUUAUGUAUGUAAAUGUACCCGGCGACUGUUGAAAGUUGGCGUGACAAUAAAAAACGUAGGCUUAGAGAUACGAUAAGAUUCUCGCGAUCGUCAUCUGUGACUCGGACAGUCACUCUGACGUGCGCCGUCUACGUAACGAAUGCACGAUAAAAGACUUCUCUUAUUCCCUUCGUUGUAGUGAUGUGAAAGGUCGUUGUCGAUAAACGCAGCCCGAGCUUUUAUCGAUACCGGUGGUGUGAUGAUUUGUGAUGACGGCAUCAAGGGGAGCUUAGUCCAUGACCUCCGCGCGGUGCUCCCUGGGUAGCGCCAAAUGUGGACGUUGGUAUUCACAUUGAUAACACACAUGAAUCGUUUGUGGCACGCGCUCGUGAAUAGUGAUGCACUCGUACGAUGAUAUCGAAUGUCGACGCUAGUGCGUUGAGUUACUUGAGCGCUAUGCUUAGUUCAAUAUGACAUUGUCAAAUGUUAAUAUAUGUAUAAUAAAUAAAUGAUUUUAGACGAAUCGUAGAAACCGCAGACGCGAUUCACUUAGGGUAACUAGUUGUUAUUGUAACUUAUCGAUAAUUUCAACUGGAUGAAUUCCCGUGUAUAAAUCGCUAUAAUAUCGGAUUAAAAAAACGUUUGUACAUAUGUAAAUAUAGGGGAUGAUGAUGGGGGAGAGAGUUUGCGUCCUCCCGCACGCAUAAAAAAAACGGCUUCUAUAAAUACUAUAUAAAUAUUUGUGAUGUAAAAAGAUUUUUCAAAUUAUACAAAAAAAAAUUAUCAUAGAAAAAAUCACAAAAAAAAAAAUGAUUAAAUUGUUCGGAGAGGGCCUACCAGACCCGCGCCAUGUUCGAAGCGAUAGUUCUAGAUCUUUCUCACCCGAGAACAUGGCGCCGGGCCUCGAAUACAAUUAAAAUAACGUUCUUCUAUAUAUGUAUAUGUUUAUCUUUUUUUUUUCUUUUUUUUUUGUUGUAAUAAAAAUUUUAUUGUUGCGUCCGCGUAUUCGUUUGUUGGUACUCUGUCAGAUAUGUGUAUAUGUAAAACGUGAUGAGCGUGUGUUGUUUGUUGUGCGCAUUUUACGUAUGAAAGUGUAUAUUUUUUUUUGUAACGAUGUAAUUAUUUUUCGAAGUGUCACAACACUAGUUGUUUUUAAUUUCGAGUGUGGCGCCAUCUGAGGCGACUGUUGCGUCGUCUUAUUAUGUAACUUGAGUUUGUCCUCGAUUUUCAACGAAAAACGUACGGGAACUUUGCUCCUUAGAAGUUUUCCGUAUGCAGGUUGUGGUCUUACGUAAUUCCAGUGCGUCCGCGCGCGCCUUGCCGCCGGGGGGCGCCACUGGGUACUAGCUAGAACUGUGGCUUACGCACAUUGCUAUAGCAUUUAGUACGGAUUUCGAUCAAGCGCGCACCUUGCCGCGCCCUGAUUGGUCAGCUCCUAUACGAAGAUAAGGUAUAUCGGUGCCUUGUUGAGACUACGCGAAUAACGGUCUUAAUCGAACCGGCGAUAAGGUUCGUAAUCGGCCGGCUUUCCUAGGCGAGCCCGUGUGGGAUUUGCAAGUAUCCGCUGUCGCGUGACGUCUGUCUUGACGAACACGGCUGUUUUCCUGUUACGCUAUUUGUAAUAUGUGUUUGAACGGGGCGGGCUUGCACCGAGAUCUCUGUAUGUGUGUGCAGCUCAUAAUUGUAUGUCUUGAUGAUGCUAAGGUGAUGUUUUAAGUGGCACAUGACUGUGAACAUUGAUUUUGGGUUUGCAUUUAUUGUACUUUUGCACGUACGAGGCUUAUAAUAUAUAAAAAAGGAAAGUUUCUAAGCCGUCGAGUCUAGGGAGGAAGCAUUUCAAAUUUGUUUGCCUUAAAUUUAAAAAAAAGUUGAGCAUUUCAGUUUUCGAAUAACUAAAAAAAAAAAAAAACAAUUGUGACUCAAACCCAAAAUCAGUGCGUAAAUUUAACAAAAAAAAAUGUGAGUCGCUUUAAUGGUUGAAACGACCAUUUAAUCUUAGAUAACUAGAGAUUGCCUUAUUACCCGUACGUCGGGCGUGUAUGAACGAUUGUUAUCGACGCGUGUGCUAAGCGUUGCGUUUUCAUUAUUAUAAAGAGAACAAAAAAAAAUGAAUUAUUUUUCUUAAUUUUUUCGGGAGUUUUACGUAUGGCAACAUUGUUUAAAAAAAAAAAAAAUAGAAAAAAGGCGGUAAAAAUGCAAUGAAUUUUAUUAUGUUGCCAUUCUUAUUAAUAUGAAUUCUUCAGUUUGGCUUUUUGUUUUUUUUUUAACAAGAGCGUUUUGUUUUGCAUUAACGUUUUGCAGAAUAUACAAAGUCUCGUUGUAAUCUUCGAGCGGUUAAUGUACUUCAUGCUCGGCGAACUCGCAAUGUACAUUUAGCUUUUUAUUUUAUAAAUCCAAUUUUAUCAUGAACUUGUCUGAACCCAGAACCGGAAAGUAUGUUUCUUUUUUCCCCCCUACCUUUUUACUGGUAGCUUAAGGGGCUCACGGGCUCAACCUGAGAGAGUAUCCUAACGCUAGCCCUAGCAAGAGCAGUGCUUCGCAGAAUCUACUACCGGAUCGGAAUCGCAACCCACUAAGAAGAUCCGGCGAGAAACUCAGUGGGUUGAAAAUACGCAUAAAUUUAAGUGAACAAUGAUACUUAUUAUUAACUGAGAAACAAGAAUUUAUUUAGGAAGUUUUGGGUUUCAUAAUGAUUUGAGAAAAAAGUUGUGCAAUUUUGGGAAUAAAUAAUAAUAGAUUUCAAAAGUUUAAAUUAGAAAUGUUUUAAUAAAUAUUAUGUUUGUCUAUCUUACUCUAUCUAUUAAACCGCCUGAAGUCAACCAAAGUCACUAUGGCCGGCGUUCCCUUUCUUUUUUGCCAAAUAAUCACAUUGGUCCACGCGCUUUGGACGUUAGCGAAAUUGAAUUUGUUUUCGUUCGCCUUUUUUUUUAUAUUAUAUUAAUGAAAACGUGACGCCUUUUUGUGUAAUAUAAUAAAGACUGAAGGAAAAAAUGUGUGGAUGAAGCCGGAGUAUUAUGUAAGAUUGGAUUUUUUUUUAUUGUUAUUGUAAAAAAAAAUGUAUGAGCCUAAAUGCGUGCGCGCCAACGCGUGCUGUGUAGAUUGUGUGCGAUCCGCGUUUACUGGGACGAGUCGGGAUAGACGUUAAAAGAAAUUUGGUUAAAUCAUGUCCUAUGGCAAAUAUUAUCUUUAGUUGAAACAGAAGCCAAUCUAUACAUAUAUAUAGAUUGAGAGUAAACGAAUUUUAACGCAAUAAUAACUACAAAUUUCAAAUUUAAAGAAAUUUGCUCCCCAAUCAGAGUAACCCUCAUAUUGUUUAUUUCAUAAAUAUCAAAAGUUUAAGUCGCUUUGAAUACAAGAACUAAUUGUCUGAUCUCUAGAAUAUAUUUACUUGAACAAUAUUUAAAAAGAAAACUUGCGUACUCUAUAAAAUUUUGAUCCAUUAAAAUUCUGAAAGUAUUAAAUUCAGUUUGUCGAACUAUGACGGCUUUGAGAUGCACUGGAAAUCACUUUUAGUAAAUUUUAGGGAUCAGGCAAAUGACUCGACUGCCCGAACGCUAUCUCUCAACGUCAUCGCACACAUCAUAAAGAAUGUACAUAAAUGCUCAUCCCGGAUCCAGAACGUUAGAACAAUCUUCGUUAAAAUAUAAAAACAAUUAUAAACAAAUCCAUUAUUAUUUUCGUGAAUGUCGCGCCAUACGCGAUCCACUACAGCAAGUGCCAAAAAUAAAACUGUUCUGGCACUUUUCGAAGGACCGUCCUCUCAUUGGUUCGCGCGACAGCGGCACGACGCGCUCACGACAACGUCACGACACGACAAGACAACGAAUGUUUGGUUUCUAUUGCGUUCGCUGUAACGUCCACCAAUGAGGUUCGGUCGGUUUUGUUGCAACGACAUUUAAGACCUGUCGUUAUUUUUCAAUAAAAAGUUUAAAAAAAAUGUGUUUUGAACACAACA